Hyla sarda is the source of this 3232-nucleotide messenger RNA. Its product is annotated as vomeronasal type-2 receptor 26-like. The coding region runs from base 1 to 2601 and encodes 866 amino acids. Gene Ontology annotation, cellular component: membrane. The transcript has 6 exons. The record is from RefSeq and is a predicted model, not a curated record. Gene Ontology annotation, biological process: G protein-coupled receptor signaling pathway. Gene Ontology annotation, molecular function: G protein-coupled receptor activity. NCBI's taxonomy places the organism in Eukaryota, Metazoa, Chordata, Amphibia, Anura, Hylidae.
AUGGUGCCGGCCGCCUGCCCAGACCCUCCUGACGCCUCAUCCGAGCUCCGAGCCACAGUCCACAUCUUACUAGUCACAAUGCUUCUCUACAGACCUAAGAUGCUUCUCUUACUCUUCAUUUUACUACAGAAUGUCCCAGUGACGUCUUCUGAUGCUUGCAUGCUGGGAAGACAUAAAUUAGCCACUUACUACAAGGAUGGAGAUUUGAUGAUCGGUGGGAUUAUACAAGUCAACACUUUAUAUGUACGAUGGCAUUUUAACUUUACUUCGCAACCAAGACUCUCUAGAUGUGGUCGGCCUUCUCUGCAGUUCUAUCGCCACCUUUUGGUUUUCUUCUUUACCCUUGAAGAGAUUAAUAAGAGCCUGCAGUUUCUUCCCAAUAUCUCUCUGGGUUACCAGAUAUUUGACUCUUGCGCCAAUGUCCAUAAGUCAGUGUACAGCACGCUCCGGAUAAUGUCAGGGGGUUGGCAGAUCAUCCCAAACUACAGCUGCUGGAACCAGAGAAAGAUGGUGGGAUUCAUAGGAGAGGUGACCGCCGCCUCAUCGUACGUCAUAUCACAGCUGGCCGGGAUAUACAGGUACCCGCAGAUAAGUUACGGCACCAUGACCUCAGUAUUUACAGCAACCGAUCAGUUUCCAUCAUUCUACCAGGCAGCAGCCAAUGAAUUAUCGGAAAUCGAUGCCAUUGUGCAGUUGGUGAAACAUUUAGGCUGGAAAUGGGUUGGAAUCCUUGUAUCAGAUGACGACACCGGACAGAUCGCCGGAGAAAUGUUUAAGAAGGAGAUUGUAAGCUCGGGGGGCUGUGUGGCCUUCUUCAUUAUAUUAAGGGAGAAUGUUCCCGAAAUGCCCAAACCUGGUAAUAAGAUCAUUAAAACUAUAAAUAAAAGCUCAGUGAAUGUGACGGUCAUAUUCAUAAGUGUGAAUCAUGCUCAUGCUUUUGCUCACUUGUUUAUGUCUGAACACCUAAAACCAAAAAUUUGGAUCACAUCUUCCUUCUUCUCCCGGGUUUCAGAAUUACUAUAUUUACAAGUAGAUUUUAAUGGAACUAUGUCCCUUUCUGCUCCUCGGGGAGAAAUUCCGGGGUUCAGGGAAUAUUUCUAUGGCAUAAAACCCACAAAAUAUCCAGAUGAUAAUUUGCUGAGGGAGAUCUGGGAAUUCCUAGCUUUGUGCACCUUCUCGACUUCAUUAUCUUCAAGUCAUUCUGUCCCUAUGUGCACCGGGAAUGAGACUCUGGAUGAUGGGUUUUUAUCAAUAUAUUAUCAUGUCUUUGUCUUCAGGAGCUGUUAUUCCAUCUACACUGCAGUCUAUGCCAUGGCACAUUCUCUUCAUGACAUGUAUGCCACCAGCAAGUCCAACAAUCUGCUGACAUCUUUCCAACCUUGGCAGCUGAACUACUUCCUGCAAAGUGUAAAUUUUAUCACUUCUUCUGGAGACACGAUCUACUUUAAACCUAACAAAAUGAUUCCGACACGUUUUGAUCUCCUGAAAUACAACUACACAUCUAGAAUGAAAGUGUUAAAGGUGAAGGUUGGAAGUUACGAUGAAACAUCUACUGCAGGAUUUCCAUUCAACAGCCUCGAAAAGUCUGAGGUGUGGGGCCCAUAUUUCCAACAGGCGCCUCCAUCACUGUGCAAUGAAGCUUGUGAACCUGGUUACAGGAUGGCAAAGAGAGAAGGGAAUCCUCCAUGUUGUUACGACUGUGUACAGUGCACCAAGGGAGAAAUGUCCAAUACAACAGACUCCCGGAGCUGCUGGAAAUGUUCCAGGUUUGAAAACUCAAAUAGUGACAGGACCGGCUGUGCCCCCAAAGAUGUCGAUUUCCUUUCCUAUGGAGAAACUUUAGGAGGAACUUUGACAAUUGUCUCUUUAUUAUUUUCAAUUGUUACAAGUGUCAUCCUUGGAAUAUUUUGGAAGUAUCGAGAGACUCCAAUAGUAAAAGCCAACAAUCGGAAGCUCAGCUACGUUCUCCUCAUCUCCAUCACCCUCUGCUUCAUGUGCACGCUGCUGUUCAUUGGUCGGCCAUCACCAAUACGAUGUCUUCUCAGACAAGCUGCAUUUGGAGUUGUCUUCACUGUCUCUGUUUCUUCUGUAUUGGCUAAAACUCUGACAGUCAUCAUGGCCUUCAAGGCGACCCGACCAGGGAGCAGGAUGAAGAGACUCUUAGGAAUGAGGUUACCUGACACAUUAGUUGUCCUGUGCUCUAUGGGGGAAGUGCUGCUGUCAGUCAUCUGGAUCAUGCUCUAUCCACCAUAUCUAGAUGCUGACACAGAGACGGACACUAUUCUCUUGUUGUGUAAUGAAAGGUCAUCCGCUUUCUUCUUCUUGGAAAUUGGCUACAUCGGGAUGUUGGCUCUGAUUUGUCUGGGGGCCGCAUUUCUGGCCAAGGAUUUCCCAGACCGCUUUAAUGAAGCCAAGAACAUCUCCUUCAGUAUCCUGGUAUUCAGCAGUGUAUGGGUGACAUUUGUCCCCACGUAUCUCAGUGUAAAGGGGAAGAACAUGGUGGCGGUGGAGGUCUUUGCCAUCUUGACCUCCAGUGCAGGACUAUUGAGUUUUAUUUUUCUCCCAAAGUGUUAUGUCAUCUUUAUUAACCAAUACUGUUAAUAAAAACAUAAUCUAUCCAUCUAUCUAUCUAACUAAAAAUUUCUGUACUGUACUCAAGUCAAACUCUCAAAAACCUUUUGUAAUGCACGACCUCACUGCUUGGGACUCUCCAGGUCUACCUGAUCUUUACUUAACAUUUUUGGUCAUGUAAAAAUUAAUUUUUGAGCGAAUAUUGACUUGCUUAGUCCAAAAAUAUCCAAGGUCCAAGGUACCAUGCCCAAAUACCCCAGAAUUAAUACUUCAUUUACAAAGAUCAAUAUACGUUCUAGUUAUACAUGAAACACUAGUAACAUUUCUGCAAAUUUUAACGCAAAUGAUAAAUUCCCCCCUAAGAGUUCUUAUUUCCUCUCCUUUAUUCUACUGUAUAUAAAUGGUCUCAGAACUGUGGACCCCCAAAUCUUGCAAAACUACAACUCCCAGACAUUGGCUGUCUGGACAUGCUGGUAGUUUUGCAACAGCUGGAGGUCCACAGUUUGGAGAAUGCCGUUGUAUAUCAAACCCAACGUUCUAAAUAAAUCCCCUAUGGUCUUCUUUAUGGUCUUCUUACUGUCUCAUAUAUGGAUUUUUCUUGUUAUAAGACACAAGACUGUACUCGCUAUUAUACAUUUAAUACGGUCCCUGCGUGGAUCUG